UGGAAAGCGUGUCUCGCAACAGUCUGCAUCAAUCCGCAAUCUGUUCACACGUUUCAACAUUCAUUCAUUCAAUAAUCCAUCCAGUUGAUUGGCCUGAGCGUGUAUUGGAUGCGAGUUCCGAUUGCCGAUUGCCGAUGUCAAACUGCCAGCAAGAAUAGCAACAAAGGGCUGACGACUCCCAACUCCCAAAAAGCUGACUAAUUACCACUCAAACAACUCAGAUAACAACAACAACAUGACGUCACGGAAGCGAAGCGGCAGUGGAUCAACGAAACGCCCCAAGGAAAAGGUUGUUUAUAUAUAUGAGCUGCUGUGCCGCGGCGAGGAUCCCAGCGCCGAUAGCCCAGAGUUUUGGAAUGAAUUCUUCUUGCUGCAGCCCAAUUUUGAAUCACUCGAGGAUCAGAUCAGCAAACUGAACAGCGAACAAGUUCAAUUGGUGAAGCCGAACUUGAACACCCUAUUCCAGAAAUGCAUCGAAAUGCUGGACACAGCCAAGGAGGAUCAUCCGAAGCGUUUGUGCAACAGCUUGCAGACAUUAUGUUCGCUAUUUUAUGGCAUAUUCAAGAAGUGCAGCACGGACGCCAGCUUAAGCCUACUGAACGAGAUAUUUGGCCACGAGGCAAUGGACGAUUGGCUGAAACUGCUGAUGAAGCACUGCAAUUGCAUUCUGCUGGGCGAUGUCACCGAAAAUGCCCGGUUCAUGUGCCUGAAACUGUUGCUGGUGCUGGUGACGGGCGCAGAUGUGGGGCAGAAUAUGCUUUUCGAGUACCUGAUGAUGCACAGCCUGUUCGAUGCCUUUGUGCGUCUUCUCAGCGAUCCCACAUUUCGGGCACAGCAUGGACACGAUAUCGUCAUACUGCUGACCAUUCUGGUCAACUAUCGCAAGCACGAGGCCACCAAUCCCUACGUGGUGCAGCUCUCCAUUCUCGCCGACGAGCUGGCCUUGAAUGGUUAUGGUCAAAUGAUAUCGCAGUCGCUGAUUGAUUUUUGCCGCCAGUACAUGCAGAGUUUGAACAAUGUGCAAUCGUCGUCGUGGUUCUCCUCGCUUUCGAAUAUGGUUGGCAACAUGUUCGUCUCGGAUGAGGGCUGCGAGCGUGUCCAACAGAUUAAGGCCAACAAUGGCCUGCUGCUGGCCCUCUAUGAGGCAGUGCAUCUGAAUCGCAAUUUCAUUACGACGCUGGCGCACACCCAGGCGGAGUCGAGUGCACCGCCCUCGCCCAGCAACACUUUGAGUCUGACACAACCGGUGCCUGAUCUGGCCAAUGCGCCAAUCAUCGACAUGACCCAGUAUCCCACAAAUCUGCUCGUGGCCGUCUUUCAAUAUUGUUCGAUUGUCAUGCAGGAUAAUAAGAAUGAAUCGAGCAUUGCCAAUUUGAAGCUGUGCUUCCUGAUACUCACCUGCAUAUCGGAGGAUCAGUAUGCCAACUCAAUGAUGCAUGACAACAAUUUGACGUUCAAGGUGAUGCUGCAUCGUGCCCAGAUGCGCCAUCGCAAACUCAACGUGGAUCGGGUGGGCAAAUCGCAGCCAUUGGCUGCCACUUUACUUGAUCUGCUCGUGGAGUUCAUUGUGUCGCAUUUAAUGAAGAAAUUUCCCAUGGAGCUGUAUCUGCUGUGCAUUGGUGUCAUCCAUCGCAUUCUGUGCUAUCAGAAGCGUUGUCGCGUCCGGCUCAACUAUCCGUGGAAGGAGCUGUGGUCGGCACUGAUUGGUCUAUUGCGCUUCCUGGUCAACCAGGAGCAGACGCUGGUCAAGAAGUGCAACAUCUUUCACUUGUCGCUGCAGGUGAUCAACAUAUUCAAUCUGUUCAUCACGUACGGCGACACAUUCUUGGCCACAACAAAUAGCUACGACGAGCUGUACUACGAGCUAAAUCGGGAGGAAAAAGUAUUCACCGAAAUCCAUGCCAUGGUUUUGCGGUAUACGACGAUGCCGGAGUGCGAGUUUAAAGAUGAUGUUAUUAAACUAUUGAAUGCUCUGGUUAAUAUACUCGCCAUUGUUAAACACUUCCAGAACAAGAUCAAGGAGUGGCUGGCCGAGCAGGGCCUGUCCACGCCCACGGAGGAGCAGAUCCUUGAUGUCGUUCGCAAGAAUUAUGACCUAACGCUCAAGCUGCAGGACUCGCUGGAUCAAUACGAACGUUAUGCUGAGGCGCCGUUGCACAGCAGCUUCUUUCAGGCCAUGGUCCGCGAUGUGGUCAAUGAUACACGCAAACAUAUAUACGGCUAUGUUAAGGAGGCUGUCUCCGUUAUACCAGAACAGGAGGUGCUGAUGGCAACAACUGUAGCCACAACCAUCGCCACAACAACCAGCACCAGCACCACCCCCUCAACACCGACGACUGCGCCAUCCGCGUAGGAGCCACCUGACUCCAAGACUGUUACCAUUGUUACCAAUUUAACUGGGCGUUUAGUCAUGUAAUUCUAUCCUUAACUCUCCAAUCUCUGGAAGCCGACACUCGAUGUUAAUCUAUAAGAUUAAAAGUGCUUUUGCCAGCUCUUGUUACAUUUCGUUGUCAAGCAGUGCACCUAUACCUAAAUAUACAUACAUCAUUAUAUAUAUAAAUAUAUAUGUGUGUAAAUUACAUACACAUGAAAUACAUACGCAUAUGCCUACA
Messenger RNA from Drosophila grimshawi, 2612 nucleotides. Its product is annotated as armadillo-like helical domain-containing protein 3. NCBI's taxonomy places the organism in Eukaryota, Metazoa, Arthropoda, Insecta, Diptera, Drosophilidae. Gene Ontology annotation, biological process: regulation of Golgi organization. Gene Ontology annotation, cellular component: cytosol. The transcript is spliced from 6 exons. The record is from RefSeq and is a predicted model, not a curated record. Bases 236 to 2353 code for a protein of 705 amino acids.